Molecule: messenger RNA, 835 nt
Organism: Cyphomyrmex costatus
Lineage: Eukaryota; Metazoa; Arthropoda; Insecta; Hymenoptera; Formicidae
Product: transmembrane protein 50A
Exons: 4
Coding region: 123-596 (157 amino acids)
Source: RefSeq, a predicted model, not a curated record
UCCUAUACCUCUCGGUUGUAUAUGUUGAUAUCUGUCAUUGCCAUUGCUUGUAAGGUUAGCUUAUCUGUCCAACUGUAAAAGUCAGCUGAGAAUCCCUGCGUUUUUCAAAAGCCGCAGUGAGGAUGACGUCCUGUUUCGAGAAUAUGCAGGUGCCGUCCUGCGUCUGGUUCGAGGGCGGCGAAAAGAGAAACGCGCUCGUUUCAAUGCUCGCAGGCACACUGUUUUUUGUAGGAUGGUGGUUUAUAAUAGACGCGCACGCAAAAUAUCCUGAUGAAAUGUCAAAUGCAUACCAUGUUUGUGGAGUAUUUGGUACUGUAUCACUCUUCAUGGUCAAUUCAGUGACAAAUGCGCAGAUAAGAGGAGAAGCUUACAAUGGUGGUUGUUUAGGAGCAAGAGGUGCUCGAAGUUGGCUGUUUAUUGGAUUCGUUAUGGGAUUUGCAGCAGUAAUAGCAGCCUGUUGGAUUUUGUUUGCCAAUUUUGUAGCAGCAGGCGCACCACAUCAUUGGCCAGGAGUAGGAUUGUUCUUGCAGAAUAUAUUCAUUUUCCUGGGCUCACUCACAUAUAAAUUUGGUCGAUCUGAGGAUCAAUGGGGUUAAUAAAUCUGCGUACCGUUGGUGUAAAAUAUUUUUAUUGCCGCAUAGUCAAAUCAGCACGAAACGCAGCUGGAAAAACUCAUAUCAACAUCCAAGCGUGAAAUUCAAUUGCAGCAAAUUUUUCUUAUUGUAAACAUUUCCUUAUAAAUGUGACAAUUUUUAUUUAUAUCCAUUGGACUUAUGAAAACAGAUAGCAAUUACAAGUUAUAAAUAUACAUAUAUAUAAUUUACUUUAAACGUAA